GUAAAUUUUACUCUAUGGUGUACUCUUUGAGUCAGAUGUUUUUCCCUUGACAGUGACAGUGACGUCUUAUUGUUGAAAAGCGAAGUAGUGUUUCUUAAUUUUUUGAGCUGUAUAUGAACAAGUGAAAUAGCUGUCUCGUUUGUUAAUUCUGCGUUUGUAAAAGAAAGUUUUUCGCUAUGGGGGCUGUGUUAGGACUAUGUUCUGCAGCACAGUUGGCGUGCUGCUGCGGCAGCGCGGCUUGCAGCCUGUGCUGCUCCGCCUGCCCGUCGUGCCGCAACUCCACCUCCACGCGGCUCAUGUACGCCAUCAUGCUGCUCCUGGGCAUGGUCGCGGCCUGCGUCACCCUGUCGCCCGGCCUGCAGGACGCCCUCAAGAAGGUGCCAUUUUGCUCGAACACGUCAGCGGUGCAUAUCUUUGACUGCAAUUCUGCGGUGGGAUACUUGGCUGUGUACCGGCUGUGUUUCGUGCUGACAUGCUUCUUUGUGUUGAUGGCUGUCAUGAUGAUAGGUGUGAAAUCUUCUAAGGACCCCAGAGCUGGUAUUCAAAAUGGAUUCUGGGGUCUCAAGUAUUUGCUUGUCAUUGGAGGCAUCAUCGGUGCAUUUUUCAUUCCAGAAGGUUCUUUUGGAACAACGUGGAUGUACUUCGGAAUGAUUGGUGGGUUCAUGUUCAUCAUCAUUCAGCUGAUUCUGAUUGUAGACUUUGCACACUCAUGGGCUGAAAGAUGGGUGGGCAAUUAUGAAGAAACUGAAUCCAAAGGAUGGUAUGCUGCUUUGUUGAUCUGCAUGCUUCUGAACUACGCUCUCGCGAUAACUGGGAUUGUGUUGUUGUACGUCUAUUUCACAUUGCCGGAUGCCUGCUCCCUGAACAAGUUCUUCAUCUCAUUCAACUUGAUCCUGUGCGUGAUCGUGAGCAUAAUCUCGAUCCUGCCGAGUGUGCAGGAGGGCCAGCCCCGGUCCGGGCUGCUGCAGUCAUCUGUCGUCACGCUGUACGUCAUCUACCUCACCUGGUCGUCCGUCUCCAGCCAGCCAGACAAGCAGUGCAACCCUGGCAUGCUGGGCAUUGUGGGCGAGAACAGCAAUGCCAAGAACCAGAGCAAGGUGACGUUUGACACGGAGAGCAUCAUCGGCCUGGUCAUCUGGAUGUGCUGCAUGCUCUACUCGUCGCUGAGGUCCGCCUCGAGCUCGUCCAAGCUCACCAUGACCGAGCACGUGUUGGUGAAGGACAACGGUGCAGUGCGUGGUCAAGGAAGUCAGUCAUUGGUUGAUAAUGAAGAUGGCGGCUCGGGCAUUGGUGACGGAGGGGAGAGUGGACGUGCUAAAGUGUGGGACAACGAGGAAGACGGAGUUUCGUAUUCCUGGUCCUUCUUCCACGUCAUGUUUGCGUUCGCCACGCUAUACGUCAUGAUGACGCUCACCAACUGGUACUCGCCCAAUUCAUCGUUAGAAACGCUGAAUGCUAAUGCUGCAUCGAUGUGGGUGAAGAUAAUCUCAAGCUGGAUGUGCAUCGCUCUAUAUACUUGGACCUUGGUUGCUCCCAUUGUUCUACCAGACCGCGAGUUCAACUGAGCCCAGUGAAUUCACAUAUGUAUGAUUUCGCUGUAUUUAGCACCAUCCACCUCUCUCUUCGCAAUUUUUUUUCCCUGCUGCGGCAAGUAAGCCAGAUUACGGAGGUGAAAGUUUUGAUGUGGAAAAUCUAUGAGCAUAGAGAUUUGGUUGUUGCGAUCAACUAAGUCAAUAAUUUAUUUUUAGAAUUUUUGAUUUUGGUCUUGAUCUCGGUAAUUACUUAACAUGAUCGUGUGAAUUAAGAGAAUUGUGUAGUGCAUCAUACUAGUGAUAUGUUUCACCAAAUACUUUUAACGUUCCCAUUAUUUAAAAAUGCCAAUAUUAGUGUACAGUUAAAUAAAAUAUAUAGUUUGGUAAAGCAGCAAAUUGGAGUCAUAUUAUUAUUAAGUGGUUUUUAAAUUAGGGCAUGUGUGAUAUCUGAAAACAAUUAAUAUUCUCUUAUUCUGCCACACUAUAAGUAUUUAUCUUGGCCCAUUCCUUGACGUAUUUACAACUCAUUUAGUUGUGCUCUUUACUUCAAUGGUAAGACAUGUUAGCUUGAACUGAAAUGGAGUAUGUAUUUGCUUAUAUAUGCUUAAUGGGAAUAUAUUACAUAUGGUGAUAUUCUUUUUUUUUCUGUGCUUUAGGUUUUUAUUUAUUUUUGUAAUGGUUGUCACUUAAACUACAUUGGCAUAUUUUCAAUAUACUUAAAGUGUUAUAGAUUUUAUGCUUGUUAUGCAUUGAAAUGUUAUGAAUUAAAGGAAAAUAUUGUAUAGUUGAGAGUGAUGUUAUGACAUUAGUAGUUCUUAUUUUACAUGACAUGAUCUGUACAGUUAUUACUCGCUAGUUUCAGUUUUAAAUGCAUUAUUGUGCCAGUACCUUAAACAUUGGCAUUUUGCUGUAGAAAUGGAACUGGACAAACAUAGUGGUAAUUUUCAAAGAUUUUUUUUUAUAUUUCCUUGCAAACAUAGUUGUAAUUUUCUUUUAUGCUAAUGUUGUAUGUAAAAGAUGCUGUAAUACUAUUGUGUAUUUAAAUAGAAAAAGAAUGUUUAAUGUAUACAUUAAUGCUGGACACGUGCAUAAAGUGUUAACAUAAUUAGUUGUACAUAUUUAUUGCUAUUCCAGUGUAGAAUUUUAGUAUUAAAAUUAAUAAAUUCAUUAAUUCAG
This is a messenger RNA of Bacillus rossius redtenbacheri, 2708 nucleotides long. RefSeq names its product serine incorporator 1 (gene TMS1). The transcript is spliced from 10 exons. NCBI's taxonomy places the organism in Eukaryota, Metazoa, Arthropoda, Insecta, Phasmatodea, Bacillidae. Bases 177 to 1565 code for a protein of 462 amino acids. The record is from RefSeq and is a predicted model, not a curated record. Gene Ontology annotation, cellular component: membrane.